Molecule: messenger RNA, 943 nt
Organism: Botrytis porri
Lineage: Eukaryota; Fungi; Ascomycota; Leotiomycetes; Helotiales; Sclerotiniaceae
Exons: 2
Coding region: 1-753 (250 amino acids)
Cellular component (GO): cytosol; nucleus
Source: RefSeq, a predicted model, not a curated record
AUGCCCCCACCCCCCCUCCGCAUCGCAAUCCUCGAAUGCGACACCCCCCUCCAAAACACCAAUUCCAAAUACGGCGGAUACGGGGGCGUAUUCACUUCUCUCCUGCAGCAGGGAGCCUCGUCACUUUCUCCUCCGCUCCCCUCCUCCUCUCUACAGAUCACCAAAUACGACGUGGUAACCCUGCAAGAAUAUCCCUCUCUCUCUUCCAUCGACGCAAUUCUCAUUAGCGGAAGUCGUCACACAUCUUUUGAUUCCGAUGCGUGGAUACUAAAAUUGGUGGAGUUUGUAAAGGGGGUUUUGGAGCAGGAGAGAGUGAGGAUCGUGGGAGUGUGUUUUGGACAUCAGAUUGUGGGGAGGGCGUUGGGGGGGAGGGUGCAGAGGAGUGAGAGGGGGUGGGAGGUGAGUGUUACGCCGGUGGAGUUGACGGGGAGGGGGAGGGAGAUUUUUGGAUUGGAGAUGUUGAACAUAUUCCAAAUGCACAAAGACAUCAUCUACGAAUAUCCCCCCGAAGUCGAACAACUAGCCUACACCGACAAAUGCGCCACCCAGGGAAUGUACAUCCGCAAAAAACUAAUCACCGUGCAAGGACAUCCAGAAUUCACCGAGGAGAUCGUGCGGGAGUUGUUGGAGGCACGACAUGCGUCGGGAGUAUUCGACGAUGAGACGUAUAGGGAUGCGGUGGGGAGAGUGGAUAAGGACCAUGAUGGGGUGAAGGUUGCACAGGCGUUUUUGAAAUUUAUCAUGGAGGAUUAGAUGAGAUUGGGGGUCUUUCUAGAUUGGGAUGGUUGUGCUAGAAUAUUAGACGUCCACGUAUCUCCGAUCAGCGAUGGAGUCGUUUCCGGAUCUUGAAGCAUAUGAUUAGUAAAGGUUUAAUCCCCCCUCCAUUCAUUGAGCAUUCAAAUCAUGACUAUUAAAUAAUUCAUCACUCAAUCUAUCCUCCACA